AUGAGAGCCGAGACUUGUAACAAAAUAUUCACUCAGCCUCCCAGCUGCAAAGUGUCUCCGUAUUACCCGAGUAAUGAAGAUCUAAGACUGACAACUCACCCGGAGCUUCAAGAAGAAAAGAUACUCGUAGACCCUCUGUACACUUCAAACUCGGAAGUAUCUUAUAAAUCAAAGCUCAGGGAAGACAACGAGGUCGCUAAUCAAGAAGACAUGCCUCUGGCGUACUACUGCAAGCCCUGCGCGAGGUUCUUCGCCUCGCAGUCGACCUUUAAGAAGCACAAGGCCGAAUUUCACGAGAGGAGACUCACAAAAAACGCUUGCGAGGAGUGUGGGAGGGUCUUCAGGACCUUGGCGAGUCUUCGGAAUCAUGCCAAGAGCCACCGGGGGAAGAUUGAGUCCGAUUUGGAGGGUAGCGACAAGGAAGUCGAUGGAAAAAUCGAGGGAGAGACACGGACCAGGAGAGAAUUGGUUUGCAAUACUUGCGGCAAGGUCUUCCGGCAUAGAAGUAAUUUUAAGAAGCACUUGGUGAGACACACAACCGGAGACCUGACUUGCAAGCACUGUCCUAAAAAAUUCAGGCUUUAUCGCGACUUGACUCGCCAUGAAAAGACUCAUUUUCUGCCCAGUUACAUGUGCAAGGAGUGCGACUACGAAACAACUGUCCUGGCUGCUCUUACUGUCCACAUGUUGAAGCACACUGACAACGCAGGGCUGCCUUACAAGUGCAACGACUGCGACAAGCACUUCAGAAAGGCCAGCGACUUGCAGGAGCACUACAACAUCCACUCCGGGGACAAGCCUUUCGGCUGCGAGCAGUCAAAGGAGGUAAAUUUGUCAGUAAAAGAAGAAAUUAACUCAGCAAAUUCAGUAAAUUUAUUCUCCAAAAAAAAAAAAGAGAUAAUUAAUGACAAUCCGAUUAAAUCUUGCGGAAGUAAAAAAAAAUUAGGAUCCAUUAACAGUAUUACAAAGAUCAAAGUCCCAACGGGAAUAAAAAGCAAAAAAUCAUCUAAAGAAGAAGAAAUAAAAAGAUUCUUCUGUGAAAUUUGCCCGCUGACUUUCAAUUUAAAGAGCAAGCUUCGCUCGCACAUGUUGAAGCACAGUAUCUCGCGACCUUACAAGUGCAAAACUUGUUAUAAGAGCUUUAAAAGCACGGUGUACUUAAACAAACACAUGGAGACCCACCGGGAACCGGCAGAAUAUUUUUCCUGCGGUUUGUGCGACUUCAAGGCGAAAACAAAGCCCUAUUUGAAGGUCCACUUUAUCCGCAAGCACACUGAUGACUACAAUUACGAGUGCCCGCACUGCGGAAAGAAGUUCAAAGUGCAAUCGGACUUUACGACUCAUAUAAAGGACCACGACACCGAGGCUUGUGUCUGCGACAUCUGCGGGAGCUUUUAUUCCAAAAGAAGCUCGCUUUACUUUCACACUCUCUACAAGCACAAAUUAAAAGUUAAGGAGUACGAGUGUGUGACUUGUAAAAAGAAAUUCAAGAGCCAAAAGAACCUCAAUGCUCACAGAGAGUCCCACAAGGUGAAAUAUGUGUGCGAGAAGUGCGGAGUUGAGUUUAAAUUCAAGCAGGGACUUGCAAACCAUCUCAGGAGACACUCUGGUGAAAAAUCUUGCCUCUGUCCGGUCUGUGGGAAAACUUUCAGCUGCUUGUCCUCCCAGAGAGUUCAUUUACUCACACACGCUGGGGAGAGACCUUAUGUGUGCGAUAUUUGUGGUCAGAGCUUUACUCAGAGAUCACCUAUGAUGCUUCAUCGGAAAAAACACCCUGGAUGGUUAAAAAAAGUGUUGAGCCGAGUCAGAAGAGUGGGUAAGAUGAUCACCAGGUCGCAAACAAGAGGCUCUACAAUAAAAAAAAAUUAUUUCUGCGACAAGUGCAAUAUAAACUUUCCAUUAGAGAGUAUGUUAAACCGGCACAAAGUCUACCACAACAUUAGCCAGCGGCUGAAUAAAAUGGUCCUAAAGAAAGUGAGCUCCAAAAAGUCUAAUAAUAAAAAAGAAUUUAAUUGUCGGCUUUGUCAAUUUAAUUGCAACCUCCAGGAAGAGCUGAUAGCUCACAGGGAGCGCGAGCAUUGCUCUAAGGCAGAUGAAGAUGAUAUUAUUGAUGAGUUAGAUACCAGCGGUGGUGAGUUUAAAAUUGUUACUGAGGAAGAGUUGAUAGCUGAGCUUAAAGGUUUCUCUAGUCCUGAAGAAAAUGCUGAAGUAGUCUAUGAAUUUCUUGGAGAGGAAACUCAGCUGGAGCCUCAACAGGAAGAAGAAAUAAUUAAUGAAGAAACCUUGGAUCACAAUUUGAAUUCAAGUGAGGAAGAAACUAUCAAUGAGGAGGUUCUCGAUGAAGAGCUGCUUAGUGAGAAAGAAAUAAGUGAAAUUCUCGGAGAAUUACAAUGCGAUAUUUGCGGGUUCAAGUGCACUAAUAAAAACACUAUGUACUCACACAAAAGGCGGCACAGAAUUAUGGCCAAUGAGAAUUUGAUAUUGUCUUGUGAUAAGUGCGAUUAUAAAGCGGUGAAGAAAUCAUCUUUGUUAAAUCAUAUUUUCAAAAAGCACACCUCAAAGUCCAGCGUGCCUGAGGUGUUCAGUUGCAGCCUGUGUGAGUACAAAAAUAAAAAUAAGUAUGAACUAAAGAUCCACAUCGCGAGAAGACAUACUCAGGAUUAUAAAUUUACUUGCGAAUUUUGUGGGAAAAAGUUCAAAGUUAAGGGCGACUUGACUAACCACAUCCGCUUCUCCCACAAAGAGCACCCGGUUAUUUGCGACGUCUGCGGCAAGACCUGUCUCAACAGCAACUCCCUGUACGUUCACCAGAAAUUUGCACACUACAAGGCGCAAUUUGAGUGCCACAUCUGCAAACGAAGGAUGGCUUGUUUAAGAUACUGA
Molecule: messenger RNA, 2883 nt
Organism: Cotesia congregata
Lineage: Eukaryota; Metazoa; Arthropoda; Insecta; Hymenoptera; Braconidae
Source: the annotation of a GenBank genome assembly